Coturnix japonica (Japanese quail) is the source of this 2773-nucleotide messenger RNA. RefSeq names its product tubulin gamma complex component 4 (gene TUBGCP4). Gene Ontology annotation, biological process: spindle assembly; mitotic cell cycle; cytoplasmic microtubule organization. The record is from RefSeq and is a predicted model, not a curated record. Gene Ontology annotation, molecular function: microtubule minus-end binding; gamma-tubulin binding. NCBI's taxonomy places the organism in Eukaryota, Metazoa, Chordata, Aves, Galliformes, Phasianidae. Gene Ontology annotation, cellular component: microtubule organizing center; gamma-tubulin complex; spindle pole.
GCGCAGGCGCGCCCUUCCCGGCGGCCGUUGCGCUGCGCGGCGCUGCCCGGCGGCGCGAUGAUCCACGAGCUGCUGCUGGCGCUCAGCGGGUUCCCGGGCGCGGUCUUCACCUGGAGCAAGCGCGGCGGGCUGCAGGUGUCUCAGGAAUUGCCUUUCCUGCACCCCAGCGAGACCAGCGUCCUGAACCGCCUCUGCCGCCUCGGUACCGACUACAUCCGCUUCGUCGAAUUCGUGGAGCAGUACACGGGACACGUCCAGCAGCAGGACCAUCACCUAUCUCAGCAAAACCAGAGUGGAUUGCAUGGCAUUUAUUUGCGAGCAUUCUGCACAGGCCUAGAUUCAGUGCUGCAGCCGUAUCGACAGGCACUGCUUGACCUGGAACAAGAGUUUCUGGCUGACCCACAUCUUUCCAUCUCACAUGUUAAUUAUUCCUUGGACCAGUUUCAGUUACUCUUCCCAUCUGUGAUGGUUGUGGUGGAACAGAUCAAAACUCAGAAGAUUCAUGGAUGUCAGAUACUAGAAACUGUCCACAAACAUAGCUGUGGGGGGUUGCCUCCUGUUCGCAGUGCUCUUGAAAAGAUUCUGGCUGUGUGUCAUGGAGUCAUGUAUAAGCAGCUCUCUGCCUGGAUGCUGCAUGGAUUGCUACUAGACCAACAUGAAGAGUUCUUUAUCAAACAGGGCCCUUCUGAGAGUGUCUCUGGCCAACCCGAAGAUGAUGAUGAUGACCUCGGAAUUGGAGGACUUACGGGAAAACAGCUGCGAGAGCUGCAGGACCUGCGCUUGAUUGAGGAGGAGAACAUGUUGGCUCCAUCUCUAAAACAGUUCUCUCUGCGAGUGGAGAUGCUGCCAUCAUACAUUCCUGUGCGAGUUGCUGAAAAAAUCUUGUUUGUGGGAGAAUCUGUACAAAUGUUUGAGAAUCAAAAUGUUAACCUGACCAGAAAAGGCUCCAUCCUAAAAAACCAGGAGGACACUUUUGCAGCAGAACUACAUCGACUCAAGCAGCAGCCACUCUUUAGUUUGGUAGACUUUGAAUCUGUGGUUGACUGGAUACGGAGCACAGUUGCUGAGCAUCUUUGGAAACUGAUGGUGGAGGAAUCUGACUUACUUGGACAACUGAAGAUUAUAAAAGACUUUUACCUUUUGGGAAGAGGCGAGCUGUUUCAGGCCUUCAUUGACACUGCACAGCACAUGUUAAAAACACCACCUACGGCUGUAACAGAACAUGACAUCAAUGUUGCAUUUCAGCAGUCUGCUCAUAAGGUACUGUUAGAUGAUGACAACCUUCUUCCUUUGCUUCACUUGACCAUUGAGUAUCAUGGAAAGGAGCAUAAAGAUUCUUCUCAGACUCGUGAAGGGACUUCCCGAGAGUUAUCUCCACGUGAAGCUCCUGCAUCUGGCUGGGCAGCUCUGGGCCUUUCUUACAAAGUUCAGUGGCCACUGCAUAUUCUCUUUACUCCUGCUGUUUUGGAAAAGUACAAUGUUGUGUUCAAAUACCUGCUCAGCGUGCGACGGGUCCAGGCAGAGCUACAGCAUUGCUGGGCUCUCCAGAUGCAACGUAAACACCUGAAAUCUAACAGAACUGAUGCCAUCAAGUGGCGUCUGAGGGACCACAUGGCUUUUCUUGUGGACAAUCUCCAGUAUUAUCUCCAAGUGGAUGUACUGGAAUCUCAGUUCUCACAGCUUCUCCAGCAAAUAAAUGCCACACGAGAUUUUGAGAGUAUACGACUGGCUCAUGAUCAUUUCUUAAGUAAUCUGUUGGCUCAGUCUUUCAUCCUCCUAAAGCCUGUUUUCCACUGUUUAAAUGAAAUUCUGGACCUUUGUCAUAGUUUUUGUUCUCUGGUGAGUCAGAAUCUGGGACCGUUAGAUGAGCGUGGAGCUGCACAACUCAGUAUUCUGGUGAAGGGGUUCAGUCGUCAGUCGUCGCUGCUCUUCAAGAUUCUAUCUAGUGUUCGAAACCAUCAAAUAAACUCCUACUUAGCACAACUGCUACUACGUCUGGAUUAUAACAAAUACUACACACAGGCUGGAGGCACCUUGGGCAGUUUCAGAAUUGAGCACGAAGACCUUUUCUUCAGACCGUGACCAGCAACAGAGUAAGCAGUGAAGCCUGUGCAGUUGGCUCUUGCCUAGUGAAACACUGUCAGAAAGAACUGGCAGGAAGUGCUACCUACCUGCAACUGCCUAGUGAUUACAGAAAGCUUCUCCAUUUGUCCGGAACUAGUACAAACAUGUUUCCUGCAGUCUUCAUGUGCUCAUAGAAUAUGGAGGAAGUCACCUGUUGUUCUUAACCAUGAAUGAAGUUUUAGCUUUCUUCAGAAAUUUGACUUAACUGUCAUAAACCAGUUUAUCACACACCUGCUAAUCAAAUACUUAGCUCUAGGUAAAAGAAACAACUCCAAUAGCAUUUUGAAGUGGACUGGAAGGGGAUGAAGGAAUAGAAUUUAAGAAUUUUUUUUCUUUUACAGUGUGCUGUUCCACCAUGACAGUAUAGUUUUCAGUAUAGUUAAGUUUUACAGAGAAAGUAUGUGACAUUGCUAGCCCAGUCCUUAAUGUAUUUUAAUAUACUGGAAUUAUUCAUACCUGUUAAUAUUUGCACUGUUCAAAGUGCAAAUCUCCCUCUACUGACAGAAAAAGGUGUGAGAAAUAAAGCUAGGGAGUAACUUAAGACAUCAUCUGUAAAUGUACUCUGUUUCCAUUCAAGACUAUUUAGAAUGCUGCUCAUGACUAAUGUAGUGAACCAAAAUAAAUCUUUGGCAUGCACUUUUCUCCUGCA